Messenger RNA from Schistocerca nitens (vagrant locust), 5854 nucleotides. It is a transcript of the gene Ndae1, whose product is annotated as sodium bicarbonate cotransporter 3. The coding region runs from base 577 to 4230 and encodes 1217 amino acids. Gene Ontology annotation, cellular component: plasma membrane. Lineage: Eukaryota; Metazoa; Arthropoda; Insecta; Orthoptera; Acrididae. The transcript has 25 exons. Gene Ontology annotation, molecular function: sodium:bicarbonate symporter activity; solute:inorganic anion antiporter activity; monoatomic anion transmembrane transporter activity. Gene Ontology annotation, biological process: monoatomic anion transport; bicarbonate transport; regulation of intracellular pH. The record is from RefSeq and is a predicted model, not a curated record.
CUGUCGCCUCGAGAGGGUCUCCCGCUGUCGCACGCGUUAUCGACAGCGUUCGACACUGCUGCUGACAGUGAACAGCGCCCCACUCUGUCGACGGGAGCCUCUCCUGCUGGGAGGGUCGAUAACCUCAGGUGUCGAUCAGUACCAGUGGGCACCUCUUUAUCUGCUUCGUUUGGUCGCUGCCUGAUUCCACGACGUAGGCUGUGUCGCAGAAAAGCACCUAACAAAAUUUGUUGCACUGCGUUACCCACAUUCUAACAUCUGUCUCAAGAAUCUUAAAAGAAUUUGGAGAGCCAUCUAACGAGGAGUGGACUCCACUGCCCCGAUAAUCCUGUUGCGUUUAAUUGCACAAUCCACGCUGAUACUGCGACUCAGAAUACGGGAAACGCAGUGCGAGUUGCUUGUGCAAUGUAAUGCAAUCCACCUGCCACGCUGGUGCCACUGGCAGACAAGCGCCCGUAUCUGUGACCCGUGAGGCAGACCCCACGGAGCAGGUUUCUGAGGACUGCCUGGGAGUGGUGUCCUAGUGAAGAGCGGUGAUUCGUGACUUGGACGCGUGUCGCCUGCCAUCCGACAACCAUGAGUCAAGAGGACCCCGACGAGCCGCAGACGAUUACUGACGAGUUGGCCGUCCGCCAGGACAAGGACCUCGAGGAAGAGGCGGCAAGCCACCGGGCGCACACGGUGUUCGUGGGCGUGCACCUCCCGGGCCGCCGGCACUCGCACCACCGCCGCCAUUCGCACCACAGACACCACCGCUCCACCGACAAGGACUCCGGAGCCUCUGGGGACGAUGAGCGGCCCAGCCCGGUGCCUCUGGCGCCCCCCUCCGCCCCUGUGCUGAUGGGCCGCGGCCGCAGGCCCAGCGUGCUCUUCGAGGACACCGAGAUCUUCACGCCUCCGGCGCAACGCGUCCAGUUCAUCCUGGGAGAAGAUGUGGACGACAACGCCCACGAGCCGCACCCACUCUUCUCAGAACUGGGGGAACUUGUCUACGAUGGCAACGAGAUGGAGUGGAAGGAGACCGCCAGAUGGAUAAAGUUUGAAGAAGAUGUAGAAGAAGGUGGAAAUCGAUGGUCUAAGCCACAUGUUGCUACUCUCUCUUUGCACUCACUCUUUGAACUCCGUUCUCUCUUACUCAAUGGCACUGUGAUGCUUGACAUGGAAGCAGCAUCUUUAGAACAGGUUGUUGAUCUUGUGCUAGACAAUAUGAUCAGUUCUGAUGCCUUACCAUUGGAAAGCAGAGACAAGGUGAGGGAAGUACUUCUCCGACGACAUAGGCAUCAGCACGAGCGUCGCAAGGAGAAUGCAACCAAUAUGUCACGCCUCCCAAUUAUUCGUUCACUAGCAGAAAUUGGCAGAAAUCACUCCUCUUCCAAAAACUUCUCACAGGAGACACAGAAGGUACCACAGCAGGUGAUCCGCAGUUCAAGCUGUCCUUCAUCACAGACAGCUCUGCUAGAUGUCCGGGAUAAUAAGGGGCCAUACCUUGCUGUUCCAGUGGAGGAGCAGCCAACAGGGUCUCAGCCAGCCAACACCACCAUCAACAGUAACAAGUUGGACUUUGGCCGAUUUCUUUCUGUCCCUGGAGCUGGGCCUGCAGGCAGCUCUCCACAGGGUGUAGCUCAGAGUCAAAGUUCGGUGUCUAUUAAAUCAAUGAAUCGAAACCAAAGUUCCUCUGCUCUUGGUGAAAUGAAUGGAGAUGGAGGGCAUCCAAAGGGUAAUGUGCAUUUCAUGAGGAAAAUUCCUCCUGGAGCUGAGGCAUCUAACAUACUUGUUGGAGAAAUGGACUUCUUGGACAAAACAAUAUCUGCAUUUAUACGGUUACGACAAGCUAAUUUCUUAGGUGACUUAACAGAGGUUCCAGUUCCUACGAGAUUUAUCUUUGUUUUACUUGGUCCAACUGGUGGAAUAGCUGGUUUUCAUGAAAUUGGGCGUGCGAUGGCGACUCUAAUGUCAGAUGAGGUGUUUCAUGAUGUAGCAUACAAAGCUAAGAAUAGAAAUCAUCUGCUUGCAGCAAUUGAUGAAUUUCUGGAUGCAGUGACAGUUCUUCCUCCUGGUGAGUGGGAUCCUUCCAUCAGGAUAGAGCCACCAGCAGCAAUACCAUCACAGGACCAGAGGAAGAGGCCUCCUGAAAAACAAAUAGAUGAAGAUGAUGAGGAGGAACAGGAACAGAAGUUAAGGGAAGAGUCUGGUCUGGCAAGGUCAGGCAGACUAUUUGGGGGCCUCAUUAAUGACAUCAAAAGGAAAACACCAUGGUACUGGUCAGAUUUUAAAGAUGCUCUGGCCAUACAAUGUGUUGCAUCUUGGAUUUUCUUAUAUUUUGCUUGCCUGUCCCCCAUUAUUACAUUUGGUGGUCUUUUGGGUCAUGCAACAGGAAAUAACAUGGCAGCGAUGGAAUCUCUGGUAUCUGGUUUUGUUUGUGGAAUAGGAUAUGGGUUUUUUUCUGGCCAACCAUUGACUAUACUUGGAUCUACUGGCCCCGUUCUUGUGUUUGAAACAAUCAUGUAUGAUUUCUGUAUGAGCCAAGGAUGGGAUUACAUGUCAUUCCGGUUCUGGAUUGGUGUAUGGAUUACAAUAAUUCUUCUACUGCUUGUCGCAUUCGAUGCCAGUGCAUUUGUCUGCUACAUUACUCGGUUUACUGAAGAGAACUUUGCGACUCUAAUUGCUUUCAUCUUCAUAUAUAAGGCAGUGGAAAAUGUUCUCAGCAUUGGAAAGAAGUUCCCAUUGGACAGACACAAAGAGAUUCUGAAUGAAUGUUUCUGUGCAACAUCUAAUGACACUGACAGUGCACUAGUAGUCAACUGGACCAAUUUAGAGCCGGCUGGAUGCUUGGCAAUAAAUGGAACACUUAGUGGAGAUGGGUGCUACCCACCUCAGCAUGUGCCUGAUGUUUUCCUGAUGUCUAUUAUUUUAUUUUUUGGGACAUUCAUGUUGUCAGUGCAAAUGAAAGAUUUUAAGAAUGCUCUUUUCUUCCCAUCAUUCGUACGCCAGAUUGUGAGUGAUUUUUCUGUGAUAUUGGCAAUACUGAUGAUGUCUGGCUUGGACUUUUAUGUCGGUGUGGAAACACCAAAACUUGCUGUGCCCAGAGAAUUCAAGCCAACAUUACCUGACCGUGGGUGGCUCAUUUACCCAUUUAAUAAUAAUCCUCCAUGGACAGCAAUUGCAGCAGUUUUGCCAGCUCUCCUGGGUACAAUUCUCAUAUUUAUGGAUCAGCAAAUCACAGCUGUUAUCGUCAACCGUAAAGAAAACAAAUUAAAGAAAGGCUGUGGCUACCACCUAGACCUUUUUGUACUGGCGAUCUUGAUAGCAAUAAAUUCUCUUAUGGGCCUUCCCUGGUUUGUGGCAGCAACUGUGCUUUCCAUAAAUCAUGUUAACUCUCUGAAACUGGAAUCAGAAUGUGCUGCUCCUGGAGAGAAACCACAGUUUUUGGGUGUCAGGGAGCAGCGUGUCACACACAUACUAAUAUUCCUGAUGAUUGGUUUGUCUGUUGUCCUUACUCCUGUUCUUCAGCGUAUUCCAAUGCCAGUGCUUUUUGGUGUGUUUCUGUACAUGGGAGUUGCAUCACUGAAAGGUCUGCAGUUCUUUGACAGGAUCCUUAUAAUGUUCAUGCCUGUUAAAUAUCAACCAGAUUAUAUGUUUCUUCGCCAGGUGCCACUAAAACGUGUACAUAUGUUCACUUUAAUCCAGCUUGCUUGCCUUAUAGUGCUGUGGGUGAUAAAAUCAUUCAGCACAACAUCAAUUUUGUUUCCUCUGAUGCUUGUUGUAAUGAUUGGAAUCAGGAAACUUUUGGACUUUGUUUUCACUCAGCGUGAACUGAAAAUCCUUGAUGAUGUUAUGCCAGAAAUGACAAGAAGGCAUGCAGAAGAUCGAAGACAGCUGGAGUCUGGAGGAGAGGAGGGAAAGCCAAUGGAAUUUGGUCACUCAGGAAAUUUACAAAUACCAUUAGCAAAUGGAAAUAUAAUGAAGAUUCCAUUAGCCUCAAUUAAUAUUUCUGAAGAAGUAAACAAGACAGGUAUAUGGAAACAAGUUAAUGAAGGAAAUUACAAAGAGAAAGAAGAGAAAAAGAAGAAAAGUCCUAGUAAAAACAGCUCAAAAUCUAAAAAGCGAGGGCAUAAAAGAGAUGCAAUAACUGAUGAUGAGAAGAGGAGGUUGUCAUCAAUGCCAGAGGAGGAGGAAGACGAUGGUGUGACAAUUAAGGUGGGGAUAGGUACUUCCGAUACCAAAGUGUAACGCACCAUUCCUGUCAACUAGUCUGAUCAUCACAAUUUUUAUCAGUUCCAGUCAAAGUAUAAACACCAAAAGUGAUGCAAGAAUGAGCAGUCUGAAUGAAAGUGAAACAACGGUAUAACACAAUGAGGUCUGCAUGUGUGGGUGUGUUGAAGUGUACAUAUAUGUAUUAUUAAACAGCCAGUGCCCUGUAAAUUACUAUGUGGGUCUCUCUCUAAGAUAUUUGUAAAUGUUGUUUUAUCAGUAGAAAAAUGAAUGAUUUGUUGACAAUCUGUGUUGUGUUCCUCAGAUUAAUAAGUUACCCUGAUGUUAAUGUCUUAAAUUACAUAAUUGACUGUUAGAAUUUAUGUAAGUAUUAUUGGAUAUGCCCUGUCACACCAGGCACUUUAGACAAUGUCAGUACCAGUUUCUGCUAAAUGUUUUAGUCAAACCAACAGCAAACAUUUUAUGAUGUUUAAUUAUGUGCCAAUUUAGGAACUGAAUGAUGCUGAGUAGGCAUAACUAUUGUGGAUGCUCCAUUACUAAAGAGAUGGCAACUGCUCUCUAGUAUAUAUGUUUUGAGUACAAAUUUUAGUGGCUAAAGUAACUGGACUUCACAAGAGUUUUAUCAGUGCUGGGUAAAUGUUUACAUGUGAGAUCUCUGCUGCAGAUAUUGAUGUCAUAUUCAGUGCUACAUUUAAAAUAGUUUAAGCAUAAAUUAAUUACAAUCAGUAAACUUCUGGAUUGUGUUAUACUGCAUGGCCUAAAAAUAAUAAAACAUAAUUGUCAGUUUAUAAUUAGAUCACAUAGCAAAUUCAAAAACAAAAUUAUAGAAUUUCAUGUGUGCUGUUCUAGUCUUCACAUUUAGUGUCCACACACAUGCAUAUAACUUGAACUUAGUGGAAGUUCCUCUCUCCAGCUGUCAGAUUUUGGGAUACCUGUUGUGCACAGAUUAUGCAUCAGUGGCAGGUCAAAUGCUCAUUGAGGUGUUCUUGUAUCAGAAUAGAGGGGUCAAGGUCUGAUGGUUUUUCAUUUGAAUAUACUCAUAUGAUGUACUGAACAAAAUAACACAUUCAGUAAUUCAGCAUUACUUUAAAAAAGAAUAUCUUGCACACAAAUCUCACAUUCACAAAUACAGCUGUAAACAUGGUUGUGAGAUUUUUGAGCACUUACAUUCAGUGAAAUAAACAGGCACUGCAAACCAACAUACUGGCUGAAAAUAUUUUUUUGUUACAGUUACAAAAUCACUCUAAUUAUUGUUAAGUCUUUUUACACUACAAACAAUUAUCUUUCAUUUCAGUCAUUUGACCAGCUAUAUUCCAGCAAAUCUCAGGAAAAAUGGGCAAAAAUAAGAAUGUGAUAAUACAGUGGAUCGUGUGUGUGUGUGUGUGUGUGUGUGUGUGUGUGUGUGUGUGUGUGUGUGUGUGUGUGUAAGAAAUCAAUUACAUUACAUUUUACUUUUUCAGUGCUAGUUUGAUCUAGCUGUUUACAUAUCUGGACAUCCAGGACAUCCACUGGAGCAAUGUGUAAUAUAAAACUAGAAUGAGUUGUAAAUUUGUCAGUGUAGGUGUAAAAUUUGUUCAUAUGCUUAGAAAAAAGUUGUAAAUUCUAUUAAUUUUUGUACAGUUAACGUUCAAAUAAAAUAGUU